UUAACACCGUGAUAAAUCCAUCACAAGCAGGCAGAUCAGCUACUGAUCAAGAGCUCUAACUAAACACCCCCUAGCUAGAGCGAUCGCGAGGUAAAGUAGCUGGCUUGUGAUCGAGCAAUGGCGUCCAAGGCGUUCGCUCUGCUCCUCGCCGUGAACCUUGUGAUGCUGGGCGUGGCCAGCGCCUGCUCGCCCUACUGCCCGACCCCGACCCCGACACCGACACCUGUGACGCCCACGCCCACGCCCACGCCGUCCUCGUUCGGCAGGUGCCCCCGCGACGCGCUCAAGCUGGGCGUGUGCGCCAACGUGCUGGGCCUGAUCAAGGCGAAGGUGGGCGCUCCACCAGCGCUGCCGUGCUGCUCCCUCCUCCAGGGGCUCGUCGACCUUGAGGCCGCCGUCUGCCUCUGCACCGCCAUCAAGGGCAACAUCCUCGGCAUCAACCUCAACCUCCCCAUCGACCUCAGCCUCAUCCUCAACUACUGCGGCAAGACCGUGCCCACCGGCUUCAAGUGCUGAUCGACUAAGCGCACCUCAACGUGCUCGACGUGCGUGUAGCUCUUGCAUGGGCACCCGUACGUGAGACGUCCUUUCGUUUCGGUUUGAUGCAUAUAUGGUUUGCUUGCUUCCAGUUUGCAUGCAUGCACGCACGCACGCAUGGUUCGUGCUGUUUGUUUCUGAUUUGGAUUUUGUCUACCUCUUUGUAUUCUUUCCUGUGCAUUUGUUGUAAAAGGCCGGUGCUCCCUCGUGCCAGCAAGAAGUUCCAACAAAGUUUGGUUUGCAGCUUGAAUUCGGAGCUAUGUUUGAUUGCAACAUGGUAUGUGUGGAAGUGGAACCGGUAAAAGUUUGG
Molecule: messenger RNA, 847 nt
Organism: Phragmites australis (common reed)
Lineage: Eukaryota; Viridiplantae; Streptophyta; Magnoliopsida; Poales; Poaceae
Product: 14 kDa proline-rich protein DC2.15-like
Exons: 1
Coding region: 118-516 (132 amino acids)
Source: RefSeq, a predicted model, not a curated record